Messenger RNA from Penicillium daleae, 1734 nucleotides. Its product is annotated as alpha-glucosidase. Gene Ontology annotation, molecular function: alpha-amylase activity. NCBI's taxonomy places the organism in Eukaryota, Fungi, Ascomycota, Eurotiomycetes, Eurotiales, Aspergillaceae. The record is from RefSeq and is a predicted model, not a curated record. Gene Ontology annotation, biological process: oligosaccharide catabolic process. Bases 1 to 1734 code for a protein of 577 amino acids. The transcript has a single exon.
AUGUCUCGGGAGGCCCCCUGGUGGAAGAACGCCACUAUCUAUCAGAUAUAUCCCGCCAGUUACAAAGAUUCCAACGGCGAUGGUAUUGGCGAUAUUCCGGGAAUCCAUAGCAAGCUCGAUUAUAUUCAGGCGCUUGGUGUCGACGCGAUCUGGCUAUGUCCCAUGUACGAUAGCCCUCAAUAUGACAUGGGAUACGAUAUUCGCGACUAUGAAAAAGUCUACGAGCCGUACGGCACAGUCGCCGAUGUGGAAGCGCUCAUUGCUGCAUGCCACGAGCGCGGAAUGAAAAUUCUACUUGACUUGGUUAUCAACCACACGUCGCAUCUGCAUGCCUGGUUCCAAGAGUCACGAGCAUCCAAGACAAGCGCAAAGCGCGAUUGGUAUAUCUGGCGACCUGCCAAGUAUGAUGCCGACGGGAAACGCCGUCCCCCAAACAACUGGCGCAGUGUGUUUGGAGGCAGUGCUUGGGAGUGGGAUGAAGAGACCCAGGAAUACUACCUGCAUCUCUUCGCAGUUCAACAGCCAGACUUGAACUGGGAAAACCCAGCAAUGCGCGCGGCUGUCUAUGAAUGUGCCAUGGAGUUCUGGCUUCGCAAAGGCAUUGAUGGCUUCCGCGUUGAUACAGUAAACAUGUACAGCAAAGAACAAUCAUUUAAGGAUGCCCCCAUCAUCGACUCUCGACUUGAAUGGCAACCGGCCUCAUCCAUGUACUGCAACGGUCCCCGAAUUCAUGAGUUCAUGCAGGAGAUGGGAGAGAUUUUAAUCAAGUACAACGCCAUGACGGUUGGCGAGCUUCCCCACACACCAGAGGUCGCAGAUGUGCUUUCCUACGUCUCAGAGAAGGAGAAACAGCUGAGCAUGGUCUUCCAAUUCGACAUUGUGGACAUUGGUACGGGCGCUGUGCGAUUUGACACUGUCCCCCGUGCCUGGACAUUGCCGGACCUUCGGGAGCGUGUGGCCCGCACUCAGGCUCUCAUGGACGGCACGACUGAUGGCUGGAGCACGACCUUUCUCGAGAACCAUGACCAAGCUCGGUCCAUUUCCCGGUGGGGUAGCGAGGCGACCCCGGAACUUUGGGCACGAAGUGCUAAGAUGCUGGCUAUGCUUGUUGCCAGUCUAUCGGGUACUUUGUACGUGUACCAAGGCCAGGAGAUUGGUAUGGUAAAUGCCCCCGUCGAGUGGGAUAUCAGCGAGUACAAGGACCUCGACAGUCUGAACUAUUACAAAUUCGUGCAAGAGUUGUCCAACAACGACCCUGUCCCUGUUGGAGCGGCGAAGCGUGCGCUAGCACAUCUCGCACGCGAUCAUGCUCGAAUGCCCAUGCAGUGGGAUGGUACGCCCAAUGCGGGUUUCACUACCGCUACAGCUAAGCCCUGGAUGCGUGUGCACGACAACUACUCAGAGUUAAAUGCGAAGCGCCAAGCACUCGACUCCAAUUCUGUCCUUUCAUUCUGGCGUGAGCUGCUGCAAGUCCGCCGAGCUCAUCCGGAUGUCUUUUCGCAGGGUGUCUUUGUUGAUACAGACCCUCUCAAUGAGUCGGUGUUUGUCUUUGAGAAGAAGGGUGUUAGUCAAAAGCUUGUCGUCGCUUUAAACUUCACGGGCGACAAACAGAGAGUUGAUUUGGCAGCCCAGAUGGGAUCCAAAUCUUGCAAGACUCUGCUGAGUAACUGUGAGGGGGAGUCACUGGAUGAGCUAGAGGCAUACGAAGGACGAGUUUACCUAGUGGACAACUAG